AUGGCAGACCAACCGGACGACGACAUGCCCUCGGGGCCUCCCUCGCCGAUGAGCACGAGGAGGCCGCGGUUCAACCGCAAGGCUUCGGAUCUGCAACCAGACGAGCGGUCGCCGCUGCUCACUUCUUCAAGGUCCCGAAUUCGGCGCCAGCCCAGCAGCACACCGGAGAGCCCCAAACACCCCUCGGGCCUGUCCAGAAAUCACAGCGCCGCUGGAAGCAUCCGCAGCGUCUUACACCACAGUCGCAACCACUCCUUCGGCCAACGGCUGUCCUAUGCCAUCUCCGACUACCCCGACCCAAUGAGCGAAUCGAAGCGAUCCAUCCUCCCGAACGAACGUGUCUGGUACGACCAGUUCACCUCCACCGAUUGGGUCCACGAUAACAUUGUCGAUGCGCAUCGAGUCAAGGCCCUUAAGAUGCGCAAGGAUUUUUGGGGGAGGGUAUACGCCAUCUUCGACGCCUCUCAAGGCUGGAUUCUGAGUGCUGUAUGCGGUUUCGUUGUUGCCCUCGUUGCCUACGUAGUCAACUUGUCGGAAGCUACCGUUUUCGACUACAAGUACGGCUACUGCGCGCGAGGGUGGUACAUCAGUGAGAAGAAUUGCUGUCCCAAAGGUGCCGAGUGCGAAGACUGGCUGAAAUGGUCCGACGUUCUGAAGUUCAAGCCAUUCGGGGAGGUGGGGACGUCGUUCGUGAUAUAUCUCGUCGGCGUUGUCGUGUUGUCCCUGGUGGCUUGCGCGAUGACUCUUACCACGAGGACCGUGGUGCCGUCCGCGUACCGGAUGACAACCUUUGACGAGAAUCUUGCCGCAGAACUUGCACCCUAUGUGGACGAUCCGCCGAGCGACAACAGCCAUGGUCCUCAAGAGGUCACCCCAGCAGUCGAGGCAGUUGAUGCUAACGUACCACCUCCGAUGGUCUACUAUUCCGCUGCAGGAAGUGGUGUUGCCGAGGUUCGCGUCAUUCUCAGCGGAUUUGUCUUGCACGGUUUCCUUGGUGUGAAGACCAUGGCCAUCAAAUCCGCAGCACUCAUCCUGAGUGUGGCCUCCGGUAUGAGUUUGGGAAAGGAGGGACCGUACGUUCACAUUGCGACCUGCGUCGGAAACAUUGCGUGCCGUCUUUUCACAAAGUACGACUCGAACGACGCCAAACGACGAGAGGUCCUAUCUGCAGCCGCAGCCGCAGGUGUUGCGGUGGCGUUCGGCGCCCCUCUGGGAGGAGUCUUGUUCGGCCUCGAGGAGGUGUCAUACUUCUUCCCAGCGAAAACACUCUUCCGUACCUUUUUCUGCUGUAUCGUCGCGGCGCUGUCGCUCAAGUUCCUCAACCCUUACGGCACACACAAGAUUGUCAUGUUCCAAGUCAAGUACGUGGAGGACUGGCACUAUUUCGAAAUUGCCUUCUUCAUCCUCAUCGGUGUUUUGGGCGGCGCUGCCGGCGCGCUCUUCAUCAAGGCUUCCAAGUUCUGGGCCAAGUCGUUCCGGAGAAUCAAGGUCAUCAAGGCAUACCCGAUGCUUGAGGUUCUUCUGGUCGCUGUGGUUACCGCCUUCAUGAGUUACUGGAACGUUCACACCAAACAGCCAGUGGCCAAGCUCAUGCUGAAUCUGGCUGCCCCGUGCCGCGACGGUACUGACCGUGAGGAUUUCGGUCUCUGCCCCACCACUGUCGAGAGCAUUUCCCCUGUUGUCCUUAGUCUCUUCUGGGCAUUCUUGAUCAAGGGCUUCUUGACAAUCAUCACCUUUGGCAUCAAAGUACCGGCAGGUAUAUACGUCCCGUCCAUGGUCGUCGGUGGUUUAAUGGGCCGGAUGGUCGGCCACGCCGUGCAGUACAUCGUCUUGAUCUACCCCGACUUUGGAUUGUGGGGUGCCUGUGCUUCCCGGGCUGUGGGAUCGUGCAUCCAACCUGGAGUAUACGGCCUUAUUGCUGCUGGCUCGACAAUGUGCGGUGUCACCCGCCUGUCGGUAACGUUGGCCGUCAUCCUGUUCGAGCUCACGGGCAGCUUGGACUACGUGCUGCCGUUCUCCCUGGCGAUUCUCGUGGCCAAGUGGACAGCUGAUGCCAUCGAACCGAACAGCAUCUACGAUCUCCUUACCAGUAUGAACUCGUACCCGUUCCUCGAUAACAAGCACAAGCCCAUCUUUACCUCGGACCUUGCGGACAUUGUACCCAGAGUCCGUCGGGAAAGGAUCAUUGACAUCAGUGCUUCUCCUAUGGUAUCUGCCACCAGCCUUCGUACCAAGCUGCAGACUCUGCAUCGGGCUGGAGAAAUCGACGGUGGUCUUCCAAUUAUCAGAGACGGCAUCCUCGUCGGCCUGAUCCCUGCUCCGGAUCUCGAGUUUGCUCUGGACAACUUGGACGACGAGGACAACAGCAUGUGCUUGAUGGCCCAUGUGCCUACCAUUGAGGACUCUGACGACGAAGGAGAGACGGACAAGACUGACUUCACUCCGUAUAUUGAUCCGGUACGUACGAAUGGGAGGCAGCUCCAGGUUGCAGAGGCUAACGUAGGCAAACAGGCGCCCGUGGCGUUGGACAUCAGGUCUCCAAUGGAUCUUGUGUAUGAAUGUUUCGUCAAGCUUGGUCUGCGCUGCGUAUGCGUACUCAAGAACGGACGCUACGCUGGACUGGUGCACAAGAAGAGUUUCGUCAAGUACAUGCGGGAGCUCGAAGAAAAAGAGGGACACUGA
Molecule: messenger RNA, 2682 nt
Organism: Colletotrichum spaethianum
Lineage: Eukaryota; Fungi; Ascomycota; Sordariomycetes; Glomerellales; Glomerellaceae
Product: H(+)/Cl(-) exchange transporter 5
Exons: 6
Coding region: 1-2682 (893 amino acids)
Biological process (GO): transmembrane transport; chloride transport
Cellular component (GO): membrane; Golgi apparatus; early endosome
Molecular function (GO): voltage-gated chloride channel activity
Source: RefSeq, a predicted model, not a curated record